This is a messenger RNA of Scatophagus argus, 1021 nucleotides long. RefSeq names its product transmembrane protein 81 (gene tmem81). The coding region runs from base 162 to 941 and encodes 259 amino acids. The record is from RefSeq and is a predicted model, not a curated record. The transcript has 6 exons. Lineage: Eukaryota; Metazoa; Chordata; Actinopteri; Scatophagidae.
GACGCGGACUCUGGAGAAUCACAGCUCGGAUCCACAAGGAGUCUAAUGUGUCCAUCACAACCCGACCAGUUUCUCCAGUUUCCCAACUGUUAGUGCCUUCAGUUAUGAUUUUAAGUCCAGAAACUGACUUACAUGUUUAAUAUUUACCAUCAAACAUCGAAAUGCAACAUAUGACUGCCAGGAUCCACCUGCUCCUCCUCUUCCUCCUCUUCCAUCCUCUGACCUCAGCUGACCUGGAGGAGGCAGCUAAAGUGCCGGUGGAGGUCGUUGUUGACAGCUCACCUUGCAGCGCCACCUGUGGGCUGGGCAUGAAAACUCAGACCCUGUGUUUACUGAAAGACAGUGAGACAGCGCUGGAAGAAGGUGUGAGAAGUAAAGAUGGAGCAGAGGUGUCGGGGGAGUGUCGUGUCCGGAAGGUGAAAUGUCUGGAGUCAUGGCAGUGUGGACUCAGGACCUUGACUGUGACUUCAGGGCAGAAGGUGGAGAUCGACUGCCUGGGAGAAGUCAUGGAGGCGAUGGGGAGAUUCUCCUGGAGGGUGUCAUGGCGUUACGCUCGAGGAGUCAUCAGCUCUGAUGACUCCCUGUUUGCUCAGUGGGAAGCUCCUCUGAUGGACCGAGUGGUUCUGGACCCCGUCAGGGAGGAGGACGCAGGUACUUAUCGCUGUGACGUGCAGGAUGCCACCUUUCGCAGGGUGAAGAGGGUUUACUGGGGGAUUCGGGUCUUGUCUGUUGGCGUUCUCAAUCUGGACUAUGAAAGCUCUUUGGCCCAGUGGGACUACACUGGAAACCAGACCGUGUCAGACCAGCAGGACCACAGGAUGGCUGUUCUUUACACAGUGCUGAUCAGUCUGAGCCUGGCAGGCGCCGGGGCUGGACUGAUCCUGCUGGGCCUCUACUGGGCAGCCAAGAGGAGAAUGUUGACAGAUUUACAUCUUUGCUAACCCCCAAAACAAUUGUAGAGAUGUGAAAAAGACAUCACCCUUAAUAAACAAGUAUGUUCUCAGUUUUCAGCCAAAAGAAA